Arachis stenosperma is the source of this 744-nucleotide messenger RNA. RefSeq lists its product as uncharacterized. Gene Ontology annotation, molecular function: zinc ion binding; nucleic acid binding. The coding region runs from base 1 to 744 and encodes 247 amino acids. The transcript has a single exon. NCBI's taxonomy places the organism in Eukaryota, Viridiplantae, Streptophyta, Magnoliopsida, Fabales, Fabaceae. The record is from RefSeq and is a predicted model, not a curated record.
AUGACUGUUGUGGCUCCUCUGAAGAUCCGAAUCUUUUCCGAACUUGUGAACAAAGCGAGGGUUGUUGAGGAAUGUGCAAAGAAAGUAGCAACCUCAAGAGACACUCGUGGAGGAAACAAUUACCGUGGGCGAGGAAAAUAUUUUCAACCAAGAGCUCAGAGCUACAAGAGAGGAGGACAUGCACCUCAAGGUCAAUGGGGCUUUAGGCGAAACAACUAUGAUCAGUACCACCCGGCUAGAGGGAGAGGUAAUCAGAGUAAGGCUUCUCCAGAUUCAAUUUGUAACCGUUGCGGGCAUUUUCAUCUGAAUGACUCGUGCAAGCUGGGUAUAGGUGGUUGCUUCAAUUGCAGAUUGUCUGGUCAUAUGGCGAAGGAUUGUACUCGAGGGAGGAACCCGAAUGCGGGUUGGAAUCAGCACCAAGGGCAAGUGUUUACGGUAAACGCCAAUGAUGCUACUAAUGCGGAUCCUCUUAUGAGAGGUAACUGUUUAAUUGGUGAUAAAAUAUUGGUUGCACUAUAUGAUACUAGAGCUUUGCAUUCGUUUAUUUCAUUUGAUAAGGUUGAGGAACUAGGAUUGAAAGUAUCAGAGUUAUCAUUUGAUUUGCAUGUGCAUACCCCGUAUCAGACGGUUGUGACUAGAUCAGGUUGUAGGCAAGUAGGUUUCAAGCUUGAGAAUAAAGAAUUUGUUCACGACUUAAUCUAUUUGCCAAUGGUUGGGUUGGAGAUGAUUUUGGAGUUUGCUUGA